AUGGCGAAAGGCAAGCGCGCGUUGAAGUCUCCGUCCACCUCUCCGCCGACCAAGAAGGAACGCCUCAAGGAACUGCAGGAUCCGGCUGCCGCUCCAGAGAAAGCUCUGCUCGAUCAAGGUCAUUCAGCCCAGGAAGUUCCUCAAGAUGAUCCUCGCGACUUGAUCAGCAUCUCCAAUGCCGUCAACUCGCCAUUGCUUCGACUGCCUGCAGAAUUGAGGAACAUAAUCUUUCACUACGUCUAUGCCGACAAGACAUAUGUGUUUCGAGAAGAUGUUGAGGCAAAGGCAGUCGGUUCUUGUCGUCGUGAGGAUGAUGAAUCGCCAUCUGAAUUGAAGAGAGAAGCCUGCCUAUCCUUCGUCUGUCGUCAACUCAAUGCCGAAACGUCUCUACUUCCGUACAAACUUGGGGUGUUUUCGUUCAACGUCGUUGCAAAGAAUGGAGGGUAUGUUGGGCUAUGGAUGUUGGAAGAUUUCGUAGGAGAAAGGACAGACCAGCAAUUUGAUGCCAUUGCUCAGCUAAAAAUCGAGCAAUGGUCUGACGAGGGCCGUAAAGACUGGGAGCGAACUAUGUCUGCUGCAAACUGGCUCGCCACGAUGAAGGAAAUUGCGGACUGUGCUGAUCAGAUGAAUUCCUGA
Molecule: messenger RNA, 636 nt
Organism: Alternaria ethzedia
Lineage: Eukaryota; Fungi; Ascomycota; Dothideomycetes; Pleosporales; Pleosporaceae
Exons: 2
Coding region: 1-636 (211 amino acids)
Source: RefSeq, a predicted model, not a curated record